Molecule: messenger RNA, 4717 nt
Organism: Solea senegalensis (Senegalese sole)
Lineage: Eukaryota; Metazoa; Chordata; Actinopteri; Pleuronectiformes; Soleidae
Gene: fzd4
Product: frizzled class receptor 4
Exons: 6
Coding region: 411-2003 (530 amino acids)
Biological process (GO): retina vasculature morphogenesis in camera-type eye; non-canonical Wnt signaling pathway; canonical Wnt signaling pathway
Cellular component (GO): plasma membrane
Molecular function (GO): Wnt-protein binding; Wnt receptor activity
Source: RefSeq, a predicted model, not a curated record
AAAGUUUAGAGCUGGACGCUCGCAGGCAGUCGGCGAAGAACCCACACCACUGUGCGCAGUCACUGCGCUACGCUGCGCUUCUCCAAACGGACUGCGUAACGGGAAACAACGCAACCAGGACUGCAGGACGUAUUCAGGUGCAGCUUUUGCAGCACCUUUUUGUUUUGCAGAUAAGACGCGCUGUUGACCUCCCACAGAUGAUUCCCUGUGAUUUUAUGGAUAUUUUUAAUCGAUUGAAGUGCGCAGAGUGGGAUAUAAACCACAGCCACUAAAAGCGCACGGACUCCACGCGCUCCCCUCCUGUUGGACUACACUACAAAGACGCGCUGCGGUUACCAGGGUGACCUGACCUAUCUCUGUGUUUGAGGAAAUAUAAACUGUGAGGCCAGCGACUUAGUGUCGCGUUGACCAUGGCCGGGAUGACGGUGUCGCUCACGGGGGCUGCCUUCCUCCUGCUGGCCGGUUCCCUCUGCCUGGUGCAGGCUUUCAGCGACGAGGUGGAGGAGAUGACCUGCGACCCUAUCCGGAUCAGCAUGUGCCAGGGUCUCGGAUACAACGUCACCAAGAUGCCCAAUUUAGUCGGCAACGUGCUACAGUCGGACGCGGAGCUUCAGCUGACCACGUUCACGCCGCUUAUACAGUACGGCUGCUCCAACCAACUCAAGUUCUUCCUUUGCUCCGUCUAUGUGCCCAUGUGCACCGAUAAGGUGCCUAUCCCCAUCGGUCCAUGUGGUAGCAUGUGUCAAUCUGUCAAGAGGAAAUGCCUCCCAGUACUCCAGGAGUUUGGAUUCAUAUGGCCUGAGGUGCUCAACUGCAGUCUGUUCCCACCUCAAAACGACCACAACCACAUGUGUAUGGAGGGCCCAGGAGACGAGGACUCACCCUACCAGCCCGUCCGUCCUCCUUCCUACCAGGAGGAGUGUCAGGCCCUGGGAUCUGCCCCUGACCAGUACACGUGGCUCAAACAGACCGAAAGCUGCACUCUCCAGUGUGGCUACGACAGUGGACUCUACCGACGGGGGGCCAAAGUCUUCACGGAUGCGUGGAUGGCGGUGUGGGCCGUACUGUGCUUCCUGUCAACCACUCUGACAGUCUUGACCUUCCUGUUGGAUUCCCAGCGUUUCUCCUACCCAGAAAGACCAAUCAUCUUUCUGUCCAUGUGCUGUAAUCUGUACAGUGUUGCAUACCUGGUACGCCUGACUCUGGGGAGGGAACGAGUGUCCUGUGACCUGGAUGCCACCGCGGUACCGAUACUAGUACAGGAAGGGUUGAAGAGCACUGGCUGUGCCAUAGUCUUCCUCCUGCUUUAUUUCUUUGGCAUGGCGUCCUCACUUUGGUGGGUGAUCCUGACACUCACCUGGUUCCUGGCCGCUGGACUGAAGUGGGGCCAUGAGGCUAUUGAGAUGCACAGCUCCUACUUCCACAUAGCAGCCUGGGCCAUUCCAGCAGUUAAAACCAUUGUUAUCCUCAUAAUGAGACUGGUGGAUGCAGAUGACCUGACUGGACUCUGCUAUGUUGGCAACCUGCAGCAGGAGGCGCUCACAGGCUUCGUGGUGGCUCCACUGGCUUCAUACCUUCUCAUUGGCACGCUGUUUAUUUGUGCCGGCCUGGUGGCUCUAUUCAAGAUCCGCUCAAACCUGCAGAAGGACGGUGCCAAGACGGACAAGCUGGAGCGGUUAAUGGUGAAAAUCGGCGUGUUUUCCGUUCUCUACACUGUCCCAGCGUCCACCGUCAUUGGCUGUUACCUCUACCAGCUGUCCAACUGGGGAGAGUUUAAGGCCAACACCAGGGAUUCAUAUGUGGCAUCAGAGAUGCUUCGAAUCUUCAUGUCACUGCUCGUGGGAAUCACGUCAGGCAUGUGGAUCUGGUCAGCAAAAACACUCCAUACCUGGCAACGCUGCUCUGCCCGGCUGAUCCGGGACAGCAGGGGAACCCGAGCGGGUAAGCGGGUACCAGGGGAGGGCUGGAUCAAACCAGGCAAAGGGAAUGAAACAGUGGUGUGAGAAGGAACGAGAGAAUGGACAGGAAUGGACUUCUACCUGCUUCUCUCUCACUUUAAUAAACGUUCCGCCUGCCUUCGUCCUGCAGUAUCAAGUGGGAACAGGACGAGAGGGAGAUUGAUAAUGUGAUACAGGAGUGCAGCAGGAGAUUUCUCAUGAAAAGCCACUGGAUGUGACGACAUCAGAGAAGAUUGCAAGAGUCCAAAAGCAUGCCUCACCCUCACUGGCAGACUCUGGAGUUAAGGAGAAAAGAGGACUGAGUCACACAAAUUGCAACAACAGCCUCUCUGCCUCAGAUACACUCAACUGCCCAGAGAUAAAGAAAGCAAAAAAAAGUGAAGGAGAAAGAGAGACGGACAAGGCAGAAGAGAAGCAUCAAUAUGCAGACCAGACACAUCAAUAAGCUUUGUAGCACCACGUCUACCUCUGUCUCUCUUUCCUCCAGAGCCCACAGCAGAAGAGAGUGAAGCUGCUGGAUACAGUAAACCCUUAGGCCUUUGUGUGUUUAUAGGGUCUUAUGAAUUUUUAAAUGUUACACUGGAGGGUCUCGGUGCAGAUCUUACACAAAUAGAGACUGGAGUUUCCCAGAAGUGUCUGACACCCUUGAGAACCCGUGCCAAAAUCAAAAUGGACAAUGAAAUGCCAGACAAAAUAUGAUGAAAAUCUGAAAUAUUCUCUCUGCCUGCAACGGACUCACAUUCGAACAACAUUCUUCAUUUUGUUCAUUAUUGUACAUUAUGAAACGACAGGUAUUGUUGCUCAGAAUUGUUUCUUUGGGGGGGGGGGACCAGCUCUAAGCUGUAAUAAUGCACUAAAAAUAUAUACAAUAUGUGAAUUGCCUGUACUUGGUCUUAAGUGCAUUACCUGGGCCGGCAGGGGUGGGACAUAUUACAAUUAUGGCAAAGUCCAUAUCAUAUGCACAGAGCCAUUAACAUGGACAUUUUGGUCCAUUUCUAUACAUCAAAAAGACAUGUAGUUUAUUGUUCAAUUUGUUAAAACACAUUCUAAAAUCAUAAGAGAUGUGUCAGCUGGGAUUGGCACCAGCAACCCUCAUGUGGAGGAUUGAUAAUGUUAUGAAGGCAUGGUCGUUUAGUCUGCCUUUGCUAUUUCAUUUAAGUCUGGUAGAUAUGAAGUCAAACCACAAUGAAUCCUGGGAAUACCCCACUUGUGCCUUUUUUUGACCCACAUAUGCGGAGGCGUUGAUGCGCCUGGGAAAUGUAGGCCUGCGUUACCACAGCUCAGCUAAGUUUGCCUCUGAGGAAUGACCACCAAAUCCAGGAAAUUCAAUUAUUCUCUUUCCAAAGAUCAGGCCCGAGGCAGGUUAAAGAAUGACAGGUUAUGAGACAAUCACUUACCAAAAGACACAUUAUGCAGUUACAGCUUUCACACGUACAAACCUAUGCAGGGACACACAGGAAUCAAAUCCCCUGAAUCUCACCGCCUUAGAUAUGAACAUUAUCCAAAAAAAAAUGAGUGACUACCUGUCAAAUUUUGUCUGAUCACCUGAGUAACUUCACCACAGAAGCAAAUUGAAGUUGGCACCGUCUUUAGACGAGUCUGCUCUGCUUGCAUACUUGUGUGUGUCUGGCUGUUUCUCUCUUUGGCCCACUACAUGCCUGUUUCUCUUUAACCUCGUCUGCUGCAUCAUGGCUCAUUUCCCAGACGAUCAUGUCAUCCAUGUAAAGGAUUACCGUUUGUUUUAUUUUAGAAUCUCGUGGAUGGUAGGAGGUGACGUUCUGAUUCGCUUUAUCUUGCACCACGUUUUGAGAUAAAGGGCCUUUUCCACCUUUUUUAAUUUCAGUUCUUUUGUAACUUUGCUGACUUUUUUUUUUUUUACGUCUUAUCGCCGCAUUUGCCAAAUUCUGCAUCUGCUCCUGUGCACUGUAUAUUUGCCUGACAAUCUAAUAAGCAAAGCUCUUGUAUUUCAGUGAUCCUUUGAAUGUAUACUGUGUGGGAUUGUGUGUCAAAUGUUGCCUACAUCUGAGUAAACAAAGUUGGUUCUGAGCAAUUUUAAUGUAUGAGGGAUUGAAUAAGUUGGAUCUUUGCCUUUGUGCGUCUCAUAUGAAACCAGUUAGUGCCUCGAACAGCCUGCCAUAGGUAUUUUUGAAGUGAAACCUUUAGAACCUUUUUUUUUUUUUACUCAAUAUGUUAAAUGCAACCUCAUUGCAUUCAAAUAUGCUUUCAGUGGUAAAACCUAAUAUCAUGAAAAAUCAGUCUUUCCCGAGCCAGCAUACCACGGCACACUUAUAUUUCCAAAGUCAAACAAACAUGACAGAGUCAAAGUGAAUUCAAUUAUCCUGUGAAGACCUCCCUCUGAGCUAAUGCAGUUUUCCCCCUCAAACAUGAUCACACUGAGCUUCAGUAAGACAUUUCCAUACAAUCACUAUUUAGUUGUGCCUCAAAUUGUGCCAACCAAAACAAAAGUGUGUGUGCCACUGCCUAAUGACGAAGGAGAACCACUGGUAACAUGGACUUGACAUGAUUUGUAAGAAGCCAGCAUAUGAAUUGUCAAGUCAUUUCGCCGACAACGAUCGCAGCCUUUAAGGUCUGGACUGUUCAUUUUUGUAGAUAAGUCAUUGCGUUGAUGAAGUAAACAUGUGUUCAAAAGAAAUUGUUAAUUUAUCCUUGUACAAAAUGACAAAACAUUUUUAAAACUUGUUAUUUAAAAAAAAAAAAACUUUUGUAUCAGAAGAUGAAUAAAAGCUUUUUGUUUCCAA